AUGGCUCCUGUCGCUCAGAGCGACCUUGAGAUGAACACCCAUACUUCGGACAUGGCCAGCCAGGCCUCUUCUCUCCGCCGACAAUUCUCCGAACCACUCUCUGCUCAUUCUGCUUCAACCCAGACAUCACAAUCUCCUUCUUCAUCGACGCUAAAGUCCAAAUGCUACUGGUGCGGUGAAUAUUUCAGCAGCUCCAAGACGACAAAUAACGGAUCUACUCCUCUGAAGGAGCAUAUCGUCGCAGCACAUCCGCACAUAGCUCAAAGAUAUUCUCUCUACGACGGUGCUGUUGACGAGAAUCUGGCUAAUGGAGGACUGCAAGUCUCUCAGGCGCCAUCAGAAGAGGCUGCAGCUUCCGGCGUUGAUGAAAUUGAAACUGGUGAAGCUGAAGAGGCUGGCACCGUCAAAACGUACGAGGGUGCUGCGGAUGGUGAGACCGAUGUAGCAUCUGACAUAGCAUUGACCAAUACGUCUCUGGGGCCAGCUCGUGGCCAGACUUCGAUCAUUGAACAGCGUGUCCACAAUCUUUGGAACAUUCAUGAUGUCCACAAAUUCUCCCCAACAUACGAGGACACUCUAGCCGAGGUUGAAGACGUCUGGGAUGCGGCAUUCCGCAAUCCAAAGCGUGGCACGAAGCGGGAUGCAUCUGACCUUCCAAUUCGCCCCGGCCCAUACAAAAAGAAUACAGGCAACAAGGGAGACUUUUUGGAGGUUAACCACCUGGAAAAUCUUUUAUCCCAACUUCGUGAUCCGGAGUAUCGGCAUGUAGAUGAACUAUAUGCAAUCACAGCGAAUGUUAAUCUUGCCUUGAAGACAUGGCAAGAGGAGUACUUUGCUAUCGACAAACUUUACAAGCUUGCAACUCGCCAACAAGGCAAGCCUAGCGCGGAUCCAAGGAAGCUAGAAGAGAUCGCUGUGUUUGAGAGCCAAAAGGAGGCAAUGCUCUACGGCUACAAAUAUGAUCCCAAAGCACCUGGUGGCAUCCAGGAUCCUUUCGAGCAAGGUGGCUUUACGCCCACUACUUCCCAGGCCCUUAAAAUCAGAGCUAAGGGUGACCCUAAUCCUGAUGGAUGGCCGAUAAUCCACAAAUUCGGCGCCGCCUACGUGCCCAUGUUACCGAAACCACCCGCCCAAUCAACUGUCGCCAAGAACACUCGCCGACGCAAAGCAGCGGAGAUGGAGGCAGCAAGCCAAGCAAACGAGACAGAUGAAGUCAAUAUAGGAACGCCUACGCCCGCAGAGAACAGAGACGACUCUCUGCCACCAGCGAAGCGGCGAACUCGCCAUCGCCGCACGGCGCCCGAUGCAGAUCAAACACAAGACAACACGCCUGCACCUUCGGCCCCUGCUUCUCCUGCUCCUGUUUCUGUUGCUGCCCGGGGCUCCGGUCGUGCACGCGGUCGGGGACGCGGUCGAGGUGCCGCCCGUGCCCCUUCGCGGGCCGUUUCGGAGACGCCACAGCCUACGGCGAAUGCGACCCCAGCUCCAGUUCGGGGCCGCGGCCGCGACGCUAAAGUGGUUGCCUCAGCAGCGACACAACCCGUGCCUUUGCAGGCUCGUCCUCCAUCCAUCUCAUCUGGAACAUUGUCCCAACUCGCUCCAAUUGAGCCGGCACCCAGUGGCGGUUCUGCGGCGGUGUCCCCCGCGACCACUCUUACAGGAGAUGCAGACAUCAACAUGCCGUUAGAUCCAUCUGAGCUUGCCAGGCGAGAGAAGAUCGCCAACGCCAAAAACCCUCGACGUACUGAGGCUAUGCUCAACCAUUGGGCCCGAUUCAAUCGGGAGGGCCGGAUCCGCCGACCCAAGCGGUCGAAAUCCCAAGUGGCCGCGGACCGCGCAGCAGAGGCCGCCAAGAAGGCAAUCGAGCCCCGGAAGAUUGGGAUGAAAGGACCCGGGUCCCAGACUCCCGUUCCCGGGGGUUCGGGAGUCGACAUGGGAAUCGCACCAGCUCCAAUGGUCCCCCCUGUGCCGCUUCCUCUGCCCUCAGGCCCUCCUGGAUUGGCGCCGAUGCCUACAGCCCGAGGGUCUUUGACAUCUCCCUACGCACCCAUUGAUCCGCGGGCUGUGUCAUCGUUCCCCCCUGGUCCUCCCGGACCAUUUCAGCAGCCGUCUGCUCCAGUUCCGUAUCGUACCCCGUACCCUGAUUAUUAUAUCCCAUACGGUGCGGCGGCGGCUGGGAUGCCUCCACCAGGUCCCACACGACCUGCGUGA
This is a messenger RNA of Aspergillus clavatus NRRL 1, 2211 nucleotides long. RefSeq lists its product as uncharacterized. Lineage: Eukaryota; Fungi; Ascomycota; Eurotiomycetes; Eurotiales; Aspergillaceae. The transcript has a single exon. The coding region runs from base 1 to 2211 and encodes 736 amino acids. The record is from RefSeq and is a predicted model, not a curated record.